AUGUCCUCAUCCCGCGUCUGGCUAGUUACCGGCUCCUCAUCUGGCUUUGGCCAAGCCAUGGUCGAGUUCGCCCUGAAGAAAGGCGACAAGGCCGUCGCGACGCUGCGCAAACCCGAAGAACUUGCGGACCUGCAAGCCCAAUACGGUCCAACUCAGCUCCUCAUCCUCAAACUGGACGUCACACAGCCGAAGGAGAUCAUCUCGGUAUUCGCGCAGGCGAAAAACGCCUUCGGACGCAUCGACGUCGUGUUCAACAACGCCGGCUUCGCUGCCGCGGGCGAACUUGAGGGUACACCAGACGACAUCGCGCGCAAGCUGUUCGAAACAAACUUCUUCGGUGCAACAAACGUGACGAGGGAAGCGGUAAGGUUCUUCAGGGAGGAGAACGCGCCUGGCGCCGGGGGCAGGCUAAUUACAACCAGCUCGUUCGUUGGCAUUAAGCCCAUCGCUGUUGGGGGCUAUUACAGUGCCUCCAAGCACGCUCUCGAAGCUGCCACGCAGGCCAUUGCCGGGGAGAUCGAUCCUGAUUGGAACAUCAAGAUCACCCUGAUCGAACCUGGUCGUUUCCGGACAUCCACGGCGCAGAAGGGAACGGCAGCACCUCCGCUUCCCGCGUACUCGAAGCCCACAACGCCUGCAGCUCAAGUCUGGAAGUCUUUCGAAGCCGCUGGCGACCCAAACUUCAAGAUAGGCGAUGUGAAUAGGGCGGUCGCCAAAAUAUACGGAAUCUCCGAGCUGUCUCAGCCCCCUCUCAGGAUCAUCCUUGGAAUGGAUGCCAUCGGCUUCGUGAGAUCCCAGCUGGAGCUCCUGCAGAAGGACGUCGACGCGUCCGAAACUUGGUCUCAGAACCUGAGGGAGGAUUAAGCGGGUUGAUAACAGGAUAAUCACAAAAUAUCAUGCUGUAGCAGCUUUCACGAAAUAAUUCGGUGCAGAAGCAACAA
Molecule: messenger RNA, 941 nt
Organism: Phanerochaete carnosa HHB-10118-sp
Lineage: Eukaryota; Fungi; Basidiomycota; Agaricomycetes; Polyporales; Phanerochaetaceae
Exons: 4
Coding region: 1-864 (287 amino acids)
Source: RefSeq, a predicted model, not a curated record